CAUUUCUCUCCAAACUGGAAGGUGGAGCAGUACGGUGAGUUCUCAUAGCUGCAGCUGCUGCCACCAGAGUCAGCACAGAACCAAGGUUCCCGUCACCAGCUCCAACCAGACCAGCAUCAUGAGUGAGUCAGCUGAGGCUCUGGCCGCCAACCUGACGAGCCGGAGAAACAUCACCAUCGAGAUCACCAACCUCACCAACCAGUACUGCCUGCUGGACCCCAAGGUUUUCCUGGAGAACGGCAACUGCCACGCCCCACCACAGCCCACUGUGCGCCCCCUGAAGACCGAAGUGUGCAACUUCUCCAAGAGUGGUGGCAAGGCCUCAGGUGCAGUGGGAGUCUUGACCUAUGACCUCUUUUGGAGAAACAGUAACAACGCUAAAGAGAAGUUGGCCAUCAUGUUCUCCGUGCCUUACGACUACAACAUGUACAAGAACUGGUUCGCGAUUGGAAUCUUCCCUCAGAGCAAAGAGUGCAACGAGGACCUGUACAAGAACAUGUACUACGACAAGGAGCAGAACGGGUUCAAACGGUUGGAGGCCAACGGCUGUGACCUGACCUUUGAGGGAAAAACCCUGGACAUCAAGGCCACCAUGUCUCCGUUGGGCAGGUCCAUCAUGAAGGUGGAGGUGUGGGAGAAGAUCUUCUCACCCCCCAUGAACCAGACGUAUUAGUGAGUGUGUGCUGGAUGAGCUCCAUUAGUUCCUGGUACUGUUCUGUAAAACAACUGUUGGCUCAAUAAAAAGCAUCUGAUUGAACGUCACACCAGUGUCUGAUGAUCAAUGACAACAAAUAAACAUGAAAAGGAAGUUAGAUGAGGAAAAACCUCCAGUAAGAUGAGUUCAAAGUCAUCAAGUAAAAUAUAUAUACAUAAUUUAAAAUAUAUAUACAAUACAUAUGACAUAUAUGUAUAUAUAUAAAUAUGACAUAUAUAUGUUAACACCAACAUUAAUGUUCAGUUAUGAUAAACAUUAAUAUUGUGUAGUUAAUUUAGUUUGUGAAAAAACACAGUACCAUUUUAACACUUGUUAAAGAAAUACUAUAAGACGAUGAUUAAGGACGUUGGCAAAAAAAAAAAAAAAAA
Cynoglossus semilaevis (tongue sole) is the source of this 1083-nucleotide messenger RNA. RefSeq names its product DELTA-stichotoxin-Hcr4a-like. The transcript is spliced from 3 exons. NCBI's taxonomy places the organism in Eukaryota, Metazoa, Chordata, Actinopteri, Pleuronectiformes, Cynoglossidae. Gene Ontology annotation, biological process: cytolysis in another organism; monoatomic cation transport; pore complex assembly. Gene Ontology annotation, cellular component: pore complex. Bases 119 to 673 code for a protein of 184 amino acids. Gene Ontology annotation, molecular function: channel activity. The record is from RefSeq and is a predicted model, not a curated record.